AUGGUGCGAAAGCAGCACAGGGCCCAGGGUGCCUCUGUCUGUUGAUGAAUCAUCUGUGUGGUUUUGCUUCUCUUCGCCUCUGCAGGCAGCGUAUGGAGCCGGAAGCACCAUGUCGGCUCAAAGUGCCUCAUCGCCAUCAGCUCUCCCUGACCCGCAGGUAUAAUGGAUCCACGAGGCGAUACGUCAUUGUUCACUCCAUCCGUCAUCUAUGCGCUGUGCGCUUUGCCGAUCAGCAUCCACCUGAUGGGGGCAGGCCGUCCUAUCGCCUCGUGAGCACCACUGGCCGCCAACUGACCACAGAACAACAACCACCGGUAACUACCUGCUCUCGCCACACAGCUCACAACGCAACACACAAAGAAUGAAUGAGCCAAUCAACCAUGACCUUCUCUGCUGUGCAGGCCCGUUGUCGCCUGUCCGCGGCGGAGCUGUCGUGUGUGUUUGCCAACUGGCAGCCGUGGGAGCUGACUCGGCUGCGGCCGGCCAUCGGGACGUCUCUCUUCCUCCACGCUGCCGCCAACUACACCCACCUGGUCAUCGACUCGACCGCCGAGAGACCGCGCCAGAUGUGGGAGCGGAUGCCACGGCCCAUCGCACACAAGUGGGGGGAGCGGAGUCUCAACCUGCGGCAUGUGGGCCACCGCCAUCCCGAUCAUCGAGAGGAGUGGCUCCUGGAGAAGGUGGUGGCCGUCAUAGAAAGCCACGCCGAGGGCAGAGCGGCAUACGAGAUGAAGACGGAGGAGGACAAGCGGCGUCAGAGGGGGAUGGUGGCAGGUCGUCCUCGUGACUGGGAGCCACAGGGCAGCCUGGAGACGAUCAGCUGGGAGGGAGACGGUCGUGACUACUUUUAUUUUGACCACUUGGCCCCUUUCGACUUCGCCCCUCGCUGCGCCCCUUCCCCCGUGCACCUGCCGGCUCUCAAGUCAAUCCGGGGGCUCGUCCCUGCCCACCGCGUUUUGGCUACGAGGGACUGGCGGACAUCUGCACUGGAGCAUCUGUCUGGCAGCGCCUCCAGAGCCUCAUGGGAAUCCACCCGCCAUCAGCCGUUGACAUACGUCGACGUGCUAGUCCACUUCAUCCUUUCAGCCACCCGCCUCAAGGAGCUCUCAGUGGAUGACAUGUCGGCGGUCAACUUCCAGCAGCUCGUCCAGGCCGCCAAGGCCGCCGCAACGGCAGCCGGGCGACACGAGGGCCGCGAGGGCCCACUCGCGGGUCUCGAGAGCAUCGGCAUCGAUUUGUUGCAGCAACCGAGCAGCGCAGAGAACACUCUCGAGCUGCUGCAGGUACGAGAGGGAAUGGAGAGAGAGAGAGAGAGAGAGAGCGAUGUGCUUCCCUGGGCACAGAGGGAAUUCGUCCAUUGCCUCCUCUGCAUGCUUCAGGCUGCCGUGGAUGAGUGUGGGUGCCGUCCGCUGAAGGCCAUCAGCUUCCGUCUCACCUCUUCGUUCGUCGAUGCCAUGAGUGUGCAGGCCAUGGGCGUGCUCGAGCGCUUCAUCAGAGGCUCGCGCCUUGCGGCCCCUGACGCAGCCAUCACACUCAAGAAGGACAGGGAGCGAUACAGCCGCUUCGACCUCUACCUGCUUCGUGCUGAUCCCUCCGCCUGCCCCUCCCCCUUUGUCAAGGACAAGCUGAUCGAGAUGUCCAAGCUCGCCACAGAGGUCGUCUGGGACCCUCGCUGCAGAGCGGCCAUCAGCGACGGCAUGAGGGAUGUUGCAGGCCAGCUCGCCUUCGAGCAGGCAACGCGGCUGUACAUCAUCCCUGACGUGGCGUCGUGUCCUGUCGGACCUGUCUUCCCCCCAAGCCAUUUGCCGCCGAUGUCAGGGCCACCCGCAAGCACCUCGGUCCUGGAGGCCUUGUCGGCCAAGGGUUUGCCUGACGAGCUGCGGGUGCAGGGCAUUCGGGAGGCAGAUGCGAUCGCACUCCUAAGGGCCAUUGGCAGGGAGGGCCACCUCAAGCGCCUUCACAUGGAGCUGCAUGAGGCCGAUGGAUUCCAGCGGUGGGCCCAGCAAGCGGCCGACCUUCCACAAGUAGAAUCUGCACACAUCGCCAUCAAGGGUGAGGGGGAGAGACGGGGGAGGCAGAGGGCAUGGGUCACCUGUGUGUGUGUGUUGUGCAUCCAUACGCAUGCAGGACCUUUCGUCGCCGGCAUGGUAGAGUCCCUUGUGCAGCUGCGUGGGCUCGAAGAGCUGGAGCUCCGCGCCAUCAAGUGCGGCAACGUGGUUUGCCCCAUCCACGCCAACGGCUUCCACAUCUUUCAGGAGGACGACGGUCGGAGUGGAGGCAAUGUGACAGUGACGGCCAUCAGGGCGUCAUCCAUCCGGGGCCAGCUACCCGGCGUGAGUCGUGUGCACGAGCGCGCUGCGACGUGGCUGCUGCUACAGGGCAGCAGGCUCUAUGCUGACCGGCCGGUGUUGGCCAAGUGGCGUCCGGUAUCGGUGCCGGGCGCCGUGGCCCGCUUCACCACUCACACACACAAAAAAGACUUCUACUUCGAAGGUGAGUGAGAAAGCGCAUGGUUGGGUAGCCAGCCGCUUCGUCAUUUAUCGUUUGCUGGUUCAGUGUCUGACCCGUGCAGGUCGCUCGACUUCGCCUAUGCGAGCCUCGUGUCCCUGCUCAACCUCCCACUCAACGAGCUGACCAUCAGCUAUGACUUCCCCAGCACAUCGAUUGCAGCCGCCUUCAAGCAGAUGGUCGAGUGCCGCUGCCCCUCGAGCAUUCUGAUGGGCUUCUGCAUCGAGGCGGAGCCAUGGGAGGCUGUGUGGGGGCGAACCACGACAGAGGCGCAGCUAUCGCUGACUAUGCGCAGGCUCGACCUCGACCUGCGCAACAUCUCAGAGGCGGCGGGGAUGGCCGCACUGGUAUCGCUGGGCAGCGACAAGAAGCUCAAGGCGGUGCACAUGGAGCUGACGGGGGUGGGGCAGGAGGGACUGCAGUGGGGCCAGAGUGCGGAGCGCCUGCCGGCCGUCGAAUACAUGAUUAUCAAACUGGAUGGUGGGCCAGUGAAGGGCAGAUCACACGGACAGACAGACAGACAGAGAGACACUGUGCCUCUCUCUAUCUGCCUCUGUGUGUGUGUGACUCAUCAGUGUGUCGUGCCCGCCCGACCGUCACAUCUCUGCUGCAGCUGCGAGGCCUGCGAGAGCUGCACGUGUACGUCCAGCGCAACGAGUGUGUCCAGAGGGCCAUGACCUAGCACAACGUCCACAGCAGCACCAUCACUCAGCGGCACGGCAACGGCGACGUCGUGUGGUUUCGCCUCGAGUGGGCCGUGGAGGACGGCAUGGUCAAAGUGAAGGCCAAGAGAGCGGCACAAGAGGUAUGUAAGUGUCAGGGAGGAGGGAGGAAGGGAGGGAGAGAGGGAGGAAUGGCUGUUUAUGGGGCUCCGUGUUGUUUGUGGUUGUCUGUCCGUCAGGUUAGCAGCUGACGCGGAUGGAUGGACGGAUAAUCUCGCCGCAGCAAGUAUCGGGAGACAGACCGGCCGACCGAGCGACUGGUUUUUCGUUCUGCCUGUUCAUAUCGGUGAUGCACAUAGCUUGUCGAUGGAUACCGGACUGACUGAUUAACGUAUGAGGAGACUUUUCGUAUUCUAA
This is a messenger RNA of Vitrella brassicaformis, 3587 nucleotides long. Lineage: Eukaryota; Vitrellaceae. The record is from the annotation of a GenBank genome assembly.